Molecule: messenger RNA, 594 nt
Organism: Anopheles gambiae (African malaria mosquito)
Lineage: Eukaryota; Metazoa; Arthropoda; Insecta; Diptera; Culicidae
Exons: 6
Coding region: 28-594 (188 amino acids)
Source: RefSeq, a predicted model, not a curated record
GUGUUAUAGUUGCUUGUGCAUGAAAGUAUGAAAAAGUCUCAACCCAAACUCCUAGCCGUGGCUGGCACUGGUGCAGCGCGUUUCAUCCAGGUGUUGACGGAACAAGUCGAUCCCUUAGGUGAUAAUACACAAGAUGAAUGGAAAGAACCGACAGAAGCCGUAAGUGUAAGCUGCGGAAAAGAUGAGAUGGAAUUCGGCCCAACACGAACAGAACUUGAAAACGUGCUAGCAAAUGCUAUUAAAAUUGAAAGCAGUGACUUCAAUGAAGAAAACAUUUCGCUUGAUGGGUUAAUGUCACCAAAGAGAAAAUACUCCGAAAACGAAGAAUCGGAGGACGAUUCCAGUAUCACAUCGAUGUCGCAAGAUUUUAGCGAAACUGUCACAGAAAUGCAUUAUCAAAGACAAACUGCCUUGAACAUCAACAAUCCUGUCAAGAAAAAAACGUUAGAACAAACACCACGCGCUUCAAAUUCACGCAUUAUCUCGUCAUCCACGGAAAAUAUUGGAAGACAUAUUGUCAGUGAAUCGCAAAACCGUAACAAACAAUGUGUGGAUAAUGAAGAUUUCAAAAUGGAGCUUGACUGUGGUAAGUAA